AUGGCUCUUAAAGUGAAUAACAGUUUGGCAUUAACAAUGCUUCUUCUUGUGGGAAUUUUAAGUACGAAAGUCAUGUCACGAUCGCUACAUGAAGUGUCCAUGGUGGAGAAACAUGAGCAGUGGAUGGCAGUCCAUGGACAUGUUUACAAAGAUGCAGCUGAAAAGGAAAUGCGCUUCGAGAUAUUCAAGUCUAACGUUGAGCGCAUAGAGGCAUUCAAUAGUGAGGGGGGCAAGUCUUACAGGCUUGGUGUUAACGCAUUUACUGACCUGACUAGUGAGGAAUUCCGGGCGUCACGCAAUGGGUUCAAGGUUUCAUCUCAUCCUAGAGCCACAGGUUUUAGGUAUGAAAAUUUAACCGCAGUUCCCUCUUCAAUGGAUUGGAGGCAAAAAGGGGUUGUCACACCAGUGAAGGAUCAAGGCCAAUGCGGAUGCUGCUGGGCUUUUUCAGCAGUAGCAGCCACUGAAGGAAUCAACCAGUUGUCUACUGGCAACUUAAUAUCGUUAUCUGAACAAGAACUAGUUGAAUGUGAUACAAGUGGUGAAGAUGAAGGCUGUAACGGUGGUCUUAUGGAUGAAGCAUUCAAAUUUAUCAUACAAAACAAGGGCCUAACCACUGAGACAAAUUACCCAUAUGAAGGAAUUGACGGGACUUGUAGCACAACAAAAGAAUCAUCCCAUGCUGCCACGAUCACUGGAUAUGAAGAUGUACCUACCAACAGCGAGGCAGCAUUGCUGAAGGCUAUGGCAAUGCAACCAGUUUCUGUAGCCAUUGAUGCAAGUGGAUCAGAUUUCCAAUCAUACAAAAGCAGUGUUUUCACGGGAGAAUGUGGCACUCAACUAGACCAUGGUGUUACGGUAGUUGGAUAUGGGACAACUGAUGAUGGAACCAAGUAUUGGCUUGUGAAGAAUUCAUGGGGUACAACUUGGGGAGAGGAAGGUUAUAUUCGAAUGCAAAGAGAUGUUGCCUCUGAAAAUGGACUCUGUGGCAUUGCAAUGAUGGCCUCAUACCCAACUGCUUAA
Molecule: messenger RNA, 1020 nt
Organism: Helianthus annuus (common sunflower)
Lineage: Eukaryota; Viridiplantae; Streptophyta; Magnoliopsida; Asterales; Asteraceae
Product: senescence-specific cysteine protease SAG39
Exons: 3
Coding region: 1-1020 (339 amino acids)
Cellular component (GO): lysosome
Molecular function (GO): cysteine-type endopeptidase activity
Source: RefSeq, a predicted model, not a curated record